Molecule: messenger RNA, 8940 nt
Organism: Mobula hypostoma (lesser devil ray)
Lineage: Eukaryota; Metazoa; Chordata; Chondrichthyes; Myliobatiformes; Myliobatidae
Exons: 2
Coding region: 723-1628 (301 amino acids)
Source: RefSeq, a predicted model, not a curated record
CCAAAGUGCAGGAGCGGAGUCGAUGUUAGCCCACUUGUCUGCUCCUUUCGGACGAUUGUGAACGCACUCGAGCACCGAACUGCUUCAGAAAACUCCACUUCGCAGAGAUAUGAUGUUGGAAAUGGAAGCAACGUUUUCAGUGCUUUCGUGGCUAUCUCAGGAUAUUCAGCCUUGCCUUUGAUCCAGAAUGCCGGCAGAGAUAUUAUGUCAAACAUACUUUUCAGCCCUCCGUCAAUUGAAAGCUUAAGGAGUUGAUCUCCUUCCCGUGCUGACAUGGAUGACGUGCAGGUAAUGACCUCGCAUGCGUACUAGCUCAACAGAGCGUCACAGGGAAUGAGAAAAGGUCCAGCUGACUCAUAUCGCCAAAUCAUAUCGUUUCCUCGCGGCCCAGUAGCACAUGUUUUACGGCCUGGUACCGGUCCGCGGCCUGGUGGUUGAGGACUGCUGGCCUACAGCCACCAAAUGCUUUUCAUAUGACAAGUUGUUCAAUCCUAAAAUCAUUUUUGUGAACCUCCUUUGAACCCUCUCCAGUAUCAACAAAUCCUUUCUGAGGUAGGGGCCAAAACUGCUCACAAUACUCCAGUGAGGUCUCACCAGUGCUUUAUAAAGUCUCAACAUUGCAUUCUUACUUUACUAUUCUAGUCCUCUUGUAAUGAAUGCUAACUUCGCCUUUGCCUUCCUCACCACCAACUCAACUUGCAAAUUAACCUUCAGGGAAUAAGAUGGCACCAGUAACUGGCGACUUUGUGCGUGCUCUCCCGAGCAAACUGCCCUCUCCACUAUCCUAUACCCGAGAAACCCUUCUAAACCUCCACUCUGCUACAUCUAGCAAGAUCAACAGCACCCUGGAGAAGCUACUGACCCAGCUGGAGACCACCGCGUCAGAAUUGCUUCUUAAACUCCGGAUCGCACCCGGACCCGACCAGCGAGGCCCACCAUAUUCACGGAGACCUGUGGUCUGCUACCAUGCCGAAGCGCUUGGAGACACGGCCCAUUCCGACCAGCACCUCUCCAGAGCAGACGACCACAAAAAAGUGACAGUGGAGACCUCAAGGUGCCCCAGAGCGAUCACCGUAAAGCCCUGUUGGUGGCCAUCCACAGCUGCUGGAAGUGAGGCCUCCACCACCGACCUCGGAAAUCGAGCCCAAGGCUCGGCUGGAGCAGAGGCCUCCGCAACCGUGACUCGGUUUACGGACUUGUUUCAGCCAGGAGCCCGGCCAUCCAGGAUUAAGUGUUGGCUUCGGGGCCUGACCCAAUCGACAGCCCGGGCCCCUGGCAGCUGGAAGUGGCAGCAGAGCCUCCCCUGUCACUUGGCCCCACCCGGAGCACCCGACGACACGACCUGCCGAUCGAUCCCCAUGGGAUGCAUCCACCAACCUCAAAGAGCUGACAACACACUGCAUCGAUGGAAACUUGGAAAGAUGCACUAUUUACCGAGGAAGCAUGGGAAAAGAGCUGGGCUGCUGGUCAGAUUGAAGCUGAGGGGCUUCAGGGUCCCUAUGCCCACCAUCCUACCAGCUAAUGUGCAAACCAUACAGAACAAGGUGGAUGAUCUUAAAGGGAGACUCACCUACUGCAGGGAGAUGCAAAACUGCUGUGUAUUCUGUUUCACCGAGACCUGGCUCUAACCUGCCACCCCCGACUGUGCCAUCCGACCGGAGGGAUUUUCGAUCCAUCGGAUGGACCGUACGGCCUCUUCGGGCAAGACAAGGGGAGGUGGUGUCUGCCUACUGAUCAACACUGUGUGGUGCUCAGACACAGUGGCACUGACAAGCUCCUGCAACACCUGGACCUGGAACACCUGUCGGUGAAGUGUCGUCUCUACUAGCUGCCACGGGAAUUCACCUUGGUCAUACUGACAGCAGUCUACAUUCCCCCCCAGGCGGACGUGGAGUGUGCUCUGAACAUACUGCAUGCCAACAUCAGUGAACUUGAGACCAGGUAUCCGGAGGCUUUGCUCAUUACAGCCGGGGACUUUAACCAGGCCAACCUCAGAACGGCGCUGCCAAAGUUAUACCAACAUGUCUCCUGCCCCACUAGAGGUCUGAAUAUACUUGACCACUGCUACACAGCAGUCAAGGAUGCCUACCGUUCCGUCCCACGACCUCAGUUAGGAAAAUCGGACCAUCGGGCCGUACUCCUCCUCCCGGCUUACAAACAGAAACUGAAGCAGGAGGUCACGGUGUCAAAAGUAGUGUCGCGUUGGACAGAGGAAACGGAUGAGGUCCUCCGUGACUACUUUGAAUCGGUGGACUGGUUAGUAUUCAAGGACUCAGCAGCUAACCUUGAUGAGUAUGCCUCAGCUGUCACGGACUUUAUUUGGAAAUGCACGGAGGACUGUGUGUCUCGCAAGACGAUCCGGGUAUAAACUAACCGGAAACCUUGGAUGAAUUAUGAGAUCAAGUCCCUUUUAAAGGCUAGAGCUGCGGUUUUUAAGUCCGGGGAUACCAGUCGCUACACGGAAUCCAGGCAUGAACUCCGGAAAGCCAUUAAGGGCACCAAGAGGCAAUAUCGAGUCAAGUUGGAAGCCCAGGCUAACCAGAGGGAUGCCAGUAGACCAUGGCAGGGUCUAAAUGAGAUCACUGGGCACAAAGAAAAGGCUGGGAAUAUCAAUAACUGUGGCACUUCUCUUCCUGACGAACUUAACGUAUUCUAUGCAAGAUUCGAACAGAAGAGGAGCAUCCCAUUCCCUCCGGAUGAACCGGACCUGGUGGCAUCGAGAUUCAUCGUCACCGAGGAGGACGUUAGAAGGGCCUUCCUGAAGAUAAGUCCAAGGAAGGCGACAGGCCCAGAUGAUGUCCCGGGACGGGUUCUCCGGGCCUGUGCAAGCGAGCUAGCUGGAGUGUUUGCUGAUAUCGUCUGCUGCUCCUUGCUUCAGUCCCCUCGUGUUUUAAGAAGGCAACGAUAAUCCCAGUGCCGAAGAAGAGCAAGGUGGCAUGCCUGAAUGACUAUCAACCUGUGGCUCUGACAUCAAUUGCUAUGAAGUGCUUCGAGAGAUUGGUUAUGGCACACAUCAACCACAGCCUACCGGUCAACCUCAGCGCUUUGCAAUUCGCCUACCGGAGCAACAGGUCAACGGUAGAUGCCACCUCUCUGGCCCUACAUUCCUCCUUAGAACACCUGGAGAAUAAAGACGCAUACGUAAGGUUCCUUUUCAUUGACUACAGCUCUGCCUUUAAUACCAUCAUUCCAAAUAAACUGAUUCCUAAGCUCUGGUACCGGGGCCUUAGCACUCAGAUCUGCAGCUGGAUCUUCAAUUUCCUUACACCCAGGCUGUAAAAAUAGGGGACAUGCUCUCCUCUACAAUCACUCUGAGCACCAGUGCCCCACAAGGCUGUGUACUCAGCCCCCUGCUGUAUUCACUGUACACCCGUGAUUGUGUAGCCAAGUUUCCAUCAAACUCAAUAUAUAAGUUUGAUGACACAACAAUUGUAGGCCAUAUCUCGGGUAAUGAUGAGUUUGAGUAAGAACCUGGUGGCAUGGUGCAAAGACAAUAACCUAUCCCUCAACGUCAGCAAGACGAAGGAAUUGGUUGUUGACUUCAGAAGGAGUAGCGGACCGCAUGACCCAAUUUACAUAGGUGGUGCGCAAGUGGAACAGGUCCAGAGCUUUAAGUUCCUCAGGGUCAAUAUCACAAAUGACCUGAGUUGGUCCAACCAAGCAGAGUUCACUGCCAAGAAGGCCCACCAGUGCCUUUACUUCCUGAGGAAACUAAAGAAAUUUGGCCUGUCCCCUAAAACCCUCACUAAUUUUUAUAGAUGCACCGUAGAAAGCAUUCUUCUGGGGUGCAUCACAACCUGGUAUGGAAGUUGUCCUGUCCAAGACCAAAAGAAGCUGCAGAAGAUCGUGAACACAGCGCAGCACAUCACACAAACCAAUCUCCUGUCCUUGGACUCACUUUACACCGCACACUGUCGGAGCAGUGCUGCCAGGAUAAUCAAGGACACGACCCACCCAGCCAACAGACUUCUCGUCCCUCUUCCCUCUGGGAGAAGGCUCAAGAGCUUGAAACCGUAUGGCCAGAUUUGGGAACAGCUUCUUUCCAACUGUGAUAAGACUGCUGAACGGAUCCCGACCCGGAUCUGGGCUGUACCCUCCAAAUAUCCAGACCUGCCUCUCGGUUUUUUUGCACUACCUUACUUUCCAUUUUUCUAUUUAUGAUUUAUAAUUUAAAUUUUUAAUAUUUACUAAUUUUUACUAUUUUUAAUAUUUAAUAUUUGUAAUCCAGGGAGCCGAAAGUGCAGAAACAAAUAUCGCUGUGGUGAUUGUACAUUCUAGUAUCAAUUGUUUGGCGACAAUAAAGUAUAAAGUAUAAAUGGAAUCCUGCACAAGAGUCACAACUUUAUCACAAUAGAAACACAGUAAGGGAGAUCUACUAAUCCUAUAGAAACAUAGAUUUUUCCCAAGAUGGUACAUCGUGUUCAGUUCUGAACAUGCUGAGAAAGAAAGGAGAUGGAGAUUAUGGGGGUUGUAGACAGAAAUUUAUAACACUGAUAAAAAAAUUUAAAAUACUGAUGAGAACUGAUGGAGUGGGGUAGAAUGGGGUACAGUCUAGGUAAACAACAGGAAUUCUGCAGAUGCUGGAAAUUCAAGCAACACACAUCAAAGUUGCUGGUGAACGCAGCAGGCCAGGCAGCAUCUCUAGGAAGAGGUACAGUUGACGUUUCAGGCCGAGACCCUUCGUCAGGACUAACUGAAGGAAGAGUUAGUAAGAGAUUUGAAAGUGGGAGGGGGAGGGGGAGAUCCAGUCUAGGUAACCUAGAUUUAGAGGACAGGGUUCACAAAUUAGAACGGGAUUUUCAGGAGUGAAGCUAUAAAAUACUUCUACAGUCAGGAGAUGGUGCAAGUUUCAAGCUCCCUUCCAUGAAUGGCAAUUGAUGCAAGGACAAUUGCCAACUUUAAAUCUGAAGUUUGUGCUUUUUAAUUAAAAGUACAUUAAUGGGAAUAGGAUAUGAAGUGAGAUCACAGAUCAGCCAUCAUCUGAAUGAAGGAGAAACAGUUCCGUUAUUAAAGAAACUAAACUUUUAACAAUUUUGCAUGUGGAGUGGAGUUUGUGGGUAUUAUGAUGCCUUCUUAAAAAAAUCAUUAGUUAAAAAACAAACAAAAUCAUGAAACACAGUAGAUCACUCAGCAUUUGUCUCAUGAGUCAUUCUUCUUCACAAUUUUCUCCCUAGUACUUGAUGGUGCUAGUGCAGCCAGACUAUCAGAAAGGGCAGGCAGGUGAUGGGACUUAGUUGCUGCCAACAGGCUGAGAUCAAAACAUUAGGGAUGCAGAAUCAGGAAGGAUAGCAAAUACGAUACUCAAGGUGUUGUAUCUUAAUGCGCAUAGUUUAAGAAAUAAGGUGGAUGAUCUUGUGCACUAUUACAGAUUGCCAGGCAUGAUGCUGUGGCCAUCACCGAAUCGUGGCUGAAGGAUGGUUGUAGUUGGGAGCUGAAUGUCCAAGGUUACACGUUAAAUAUCGAAGGGAUAGGAAGGUGGGCGAAGGGGGUGGUGUGGUUCUACUGGUAAAGAAUGGCAUCAAAUCAGAAGAAAGAUGUGACAUAGGAUCGAAAGAUGUUGGAUCCUUUUGGGUUCAGAAGCAAGGGCAAAAGGACGUUGAUGGCAGUUAGAUACAGGCCUCCCAACAGUGUCUGGGAGGUGGACCACAGAUUACAACAGGAAAUAGAUAAGGCGAGUUAAAAGGGCAAUGGUAGUCAUGUGAGAUUUUAACAUGCAGGUUGAUUGGGAAAAUCAGGUUGGUAAUGGAUCUCAAGAGAGUGAGUUUGCUGAAUGCCUAAGAAAUAGCUUUUUAGAGCAGUUUGUUGUUGAGCCUACUAGGGGAUCAGCUAUGCUGGAUUGGGUGUUAUGUAACGAACCGGAGGUGAUUAGGGAGCUUAAAGUAAAAGAACCCUUAGGGACCAGUGAUCACAAUAUGACUGAGUUCAACUUGAAAUCUGAUAGGGAGAAAGUAAAGUUUGAUGUAGCAGUAUUUCAGUGGAGUAAGGGAAAUUACAGUGGUAUGAGAGAGGAGUUGGCCAAAGUAAAUUGGCAGGAGCUGCUGGCAGGGAUGUUAGCAGAGCAGCAAUGGCAUGCAUUUCUGGGGAAAAUGAGGAAGGUACAGGACCUAUGUAUUCUAAAAAUGAAUAAAUUCUCAAACGGUAAAAUAGUACAACCAUGGCUGACAAGGGAAGCCAAAGCUAUUGUAAAAGAGUAAGAAAGGGUAUACAACAAAGCAAAAAUUAGUGGGAAGGUUUUCAAAACCUACAGAGAGCAACUAAAAAAAUCAUUAGAAGGGAAAAGAUGAAAUAUGUAAGCAAGAAAGCAAAUAAUAUCAAAGUGGAUAGUAAAAGAUUUUUCAAGUAUGUUAAAAAUAAAAGAGAAAUAAGAGUGGACAUAGAACCGCUAGAAGAUGAGACAGGAGAAAUAAUAAUGGGGGACAAUGAGAUGGCUGAUGAACUAAUGAGUAUUUUGCAUCAGUCUUCACUGUGGAAGACACUAUCAGUAUGCCUGAUGUUGUAGUGUGUGAAGGAAGAGAAGUGUGUGCAGUUACUAUUACAAGAGAGAAAAAGCUAAAAGCAAAAAGCUAAAAGACCUAAAUGUACCUAAGUCACCCAGAUCAGAUGAAUUGCACCCUAGGGUUCUAAAAGAGGUAGCGUUAAGACAUAGCAUCGUGGCAUUAGAAAUGAUCUUUCAAAAAUCAUUGGACUCCAGCAUAGUGCCAGAGGACUGGAAAAUUGCAAAUGUCACUCCACUCUUUAAGAAAGGAGGAAGGCAGCAGAAAGAAAGUUACAGACCAGUUAGCCUGACCUCAGUGGUUGGGAAGAUGUGAAGAGUCAAUUGUUGAGGAUGAGAUGAUGGAGUACUUGGUGACACAGGACAAAAUCAGCAUGGUCUUCUUAAGGGAAAAUCCUGCCUGAUGAAUCUGUUGGAAUGCUUUAAAGAGAUUAGAGAUAGAAUAGAUAAAGGGGAUGCAGUGGAUGUCGUAUAUUUGGACUUUCAGAAGGCGUUUGACAAGGUGCCACACAUAAGGCUGCUUACCAAGUUAAGAGUUCAUGGUAUUACAGGAAAGUUAUUAACAUGGUUAGAGCACUGGUUGAUUGGUAGGAGGCAGCAAGUGGGAAUAAAAGGAUCCCUUCCUGGUUGGCUGCCAGUGACUAAUGGUGUUUCGCAGGGGUCGGUGUUGGGAUUAUUUCUUUUAAUGCUGUACUUAAAUGAUUUAGUUGAUGGAAUAGGUGGCUUUGUUGCCAAGUUUGCAGAUGACAUGAAGAUUGGUGGAGGGGCAGGUAGUGUUGAGGAAACAGGUAGGAUGCAAAAGGACUUAGAUUAGGAGAAUGGGCAAGAAAGUGGCAAAUGAAAUACAAUGUUGGAAAAUGCACAGUCAUGUACUUUGGUAGUAGAAAUAAAUGUGUGGACUAUUUUCUAAACAGGGAGAAAAUCCAAAGAUCUGGGACGCAAAGGAACUUGGGAGUCCUUGUGCAGAACACCCUGAAGGUUAUCUUGCAGGUCGAGUCGCUGGUGAGGAAGGCAAAUGCCAUGUUAGCAUUCAUUUCAAGAGGUCUAGAAUACAAGAGCAAGGAUGUGAUGAUGAGGCUUUAUAAGGCACUGGUGAGGCCUCACCUUGAGUAUUGUGAACAGUUUUGGGCCCCUCAUCUAAGAAAAGAUGUGCUGGCAUUGGAGAGGGUCCAGAGGAGGUUCACAAGGAUAAUUCCAGGAAUGAAAAGGUUAUCAUUAUGAGAAACAUUUGAUGGCUCUGGAUCUGUACUCGCUAGAAUUCAGAAGGAUGGGGGGGGGGAGGAUAUCUCAUUGAAACCUUUCAAAUGUUGAAAGGCUUAGACAGAGUAGAUGUGGAAAGGAUGUUUUCCAUGGUGGAAGAGUCUAGGGCAAGAGAGAACAGUUUCAGGAUAGAGGGGCGCCCUUUCAAAACAGAGAUGCUUGAAUGGCGGAGUAGACACGAUAGGCCAGAUGGCCUAAUAUUGCUAUGUCUUAUAUGCUGGAAUCUAGAACAAAAACAGAACCCGCGAAGUACUUGGUGGAUCAAGCAGGGUCUACAGAGGCAAAAAGGUGCAAGUCAACUUUCUGGUUGAGACCUUGCAACAGGACUGAGAAGGAACAAGAAAGAUGAUUGGUAUGUAGCAGUAGAUAGGAAGGAGAGAUACGUUGAACCAUAUUAUUUUAGCUUGGUACGUCAAAUGAAAAGAGAAAGUACAAGAUGAGCUAAGGGAUCUUAGCUCUCUGAAAGCGGCUACACAGGGUGGUUAAGGCGGCACAUGAUAUGUGUGCCUUUAUUAGUCGAGGUAUUGAGUUCAAAAGUCAGGACAGUAUGUGGCAGCUUUAUGAAACUCUAGUUAGGCUGUAUCUGGAGUAUUGCAUACAGCUCUGGUCGACCCAUUAUAGAAAUCGAGGUUUUGAAGAGGACGCCAAAGAGGUUUACCAAGAUACUGCCUGAACUGGAGGAAUGCACUGCCAGGGUUGGUGGUAGAGGCAGAUACAUUAGGGACUUAUAAGAGACGUUUAGAUAGGUAGUUGAAUGUGAUGGAAAUGGAUGGAUAUGGAUAUUGUGCAGGCAGAAGGGAUUAGUUUAGUUGGCCAUUUGAUUAUUCAUUUAAUUGGUGGGGCACAACAUUGUGGGCUGAAGGGCCUGUUCCUGUGCUGUACAAUUCUAUGUUCCAGAAGGGCAGGGGAUGAUGGACAAAUGAAACCAACUGGGGAGGGGACAGGAGAGAGGAACUAAGGGAGAAGAAAACAAGGUACGUGUGCGCAUGCACAAAAUUCAAUUUUCAUACUUUUUAAAACUUUUUAAGGGCAAAAGAGAUGUGUACAUCUUGGAUAACUUAUACUCCAAUGCUGUGAUUGAUAUAUUCAUCCCUCACAUUCCCACUCCUCUCAAAUCUGGUUCUAAUUGCGUAUUAUCUCUUCCCUUCUUAUCUGAAUCCUCCUUUCACUUACAAGCCUCUGUCCCG